Messenger RNA from Pecten maximus, 4054 nucleotides. RefSeq names its product intraflagellar transport protein 88 homolog. Gene Ontology annotation, biological process: non-motile cilium assembly; intraciliary transport. Gene Ontology annotation, cellular component: ciliary base; centriole; ciliary basal body. Bases 127 to 2772 code for a protein of 881 amino acids. The record is from RefSeq and is a predicted model, not a curated record. NCBI's taxonomy places the organism in Eukaryota, Metazoa, Mollusca, Bivalvia, Pectinida, Pectinidae. Gene Ontology annotation, molecular function: kinesin binding. The transcript is spliced from 27 exons.
ACCGUUUCCGGAAUGCGUAUAAACUUUGCGUAGUCGUCGCUCAGGAAUUGUGGGAUUGUGCAUUCCAUGCAAAAGCUUCACAACACUUGAUGUUGUGAAAAUCAAACACAGUUCACCCGUCCUGGUAUGAAUCGUAUGAACAUGAUGGAACAGGUCCAUCUAGCUGGUGAAGAUGAGGAAGACAUCUACUCUGGAUUUAAUGACUACAACGCCACCUUAGAUACAGAGGAUCUACAACAUGACCCGACCUUCCAGAAGGCGGUGAUGAGGACCAGUCAUGGCCGACGCCCCCCACCUCCUAUCAAGCGUAUGAAGCUGACCAGGACAGCUUCUAGGGGUCUAGCUGUUGGAGGCGCUGGGGCUGGAAUGAGACUUGGAACAGCGGCAAAAGGACGGGCAGGGAUACCGUCCUCCAUGGGCCGUCUUCAGACUGGGGCGGUGGCUGCUGGUGGUACUGACAUGGCCAGACCAAUGACAGCUGUCAGGGCCGCUGGUUAUACAUCUGUUGGGAACAGAGGUGCAGGGUUUGACCCCAUGAACCAAGGGAAUAAAGGGCCCGCGCCUCCUCUGGAACCAAAGCCGGAGGACAGUCCCGAGGAAAAGAUCAGACAGCUGGAAAAGAAAGUAAACACAUUGAUUGAGGAGAGUUGUUUUGCCAACAGUCGAGGAGAAUUCAGUCUGGGCUUGGAAAAGGCAAAGGAAGCUGGAAGGAAAGAGCGAGUCCUGGUCCGUCAGCGAGAACAGCAGUCCAUGGGUGAUCAAAUCAACCUGGAUCUGACCUACUCUGUCCUCUUUAACCUAGCCAAUCAGUACGCUGCUAAUGAGAUGUUCAAUGAAGCUCUGAACACCUACCAAGUCAUCGUGAAAAAUAAGAUGUUCAGCAAUGCUGGCCGGUUAAAGGUGAACAUGGGCAACAUCUACUUUCGACAGAGAAACUUCCCAAAAGCCAUCAAACACUACAGGAUGGCCCUGGACCAGGUGCCAAACUCUCACAAAGAAAUGAGGACGAAGAUUAUGCAGAACAUUGGGAUUGUGUUUGUAAAGAUGGGACAGUAUACAGAUGCCAUCACAUCGUUUGAACACAUCAUGUCGGAGGCCCCGAGCUUCAAGACCGGAUUUAACCUGAUCCUGUGUUACUUUGCCCUGGGAGACCGAGAGAAGAUGAAGAGGGCCUUCAACAAACUCCUAACUGUGGAUCUCAAGGUGGACGACGAGGAUAAAUAUCUCCCUCACGGCGAAGACAAGCACUACAAUCUCAUACUGGAGGUGAUAAAGAAUGAUCCUCUGAGACAGAUAGAGAGACAAAGGAAGUAUGAGGCAGAGAACUGUAUAAAAACAGCAGCCAAGAUUAUUGCCCCAGCGAUAGAAACCUCAUUUGCCUCCGGAUAUGACUGGUGUGUGGAGCAGGUUAAGACUUCCCAGUAUGUGGACCUGGCCCAUGAUCUGGAGAUAGACAAAGCCAUCAUGUACCUCAAACAGAAGGACUUCAACUUGGCCAUUGAAACAUUGAAAUCAUUUGAGAAGAAAGAUUCCAAAGUAGCCAGUACAGCUGCCACCAACCUGUCCUUCCUCUAUUUCUUGCAUGGAGAGGAGAAUGACCUUGACCAGGCAGACAAGUAUGCCGAGCUGGCCAUGUCUUCAGAUCGCUACAAUCCAGCAGCUCUUGUCAACAAGGGAAAUGUUCUAUUCAAAAGAGGUGACUUUGAAAAGGCUAGAGAGUUCUUCAAGGAGGCUUUACAGAAUGACUCAUCUUGUGUGGAGGCCUUGUAUAACCUUGGCCUGUGUAACAAGAGGAUUAACAGACUGGAGGACGCCCUCGACUGUUACUACAAGCUUCACGCCAUCCUCAGAAACAGUCCUCAAGUCAUGUACCAGAUAGCUGACAUACAUGACCAGCUGGACGACACAGCCCAAGCCACAGAAUGGUUCAUGCAGUUAAUAGGAGUAGUACCGACAGAUACGUCUGUACUGGCCAAGACCGGGGAGAUAUAUGACAACGAGGGAGACAAGUCACAGGCAUUCCAGUAUUAUUAUGAUUCAUAUAGAUAUUUCCCAUCUAACAUUCCGGUGAUAGAGUGGCUAGGAGCCUAUUACAUAGAUUCCCAAUUCUGUGAAAAAGCCAUCCAUUACUUUGAGAGAGCCGGUAUAGUACAACCUGCCCAAGUGAAGUGGCAGUUAAUGAUAGCUAGCUGUCAUCGGAGAAGUGGAAAUUACCAAAAUGCCUUAGAAACUUACAAACAUAUACACAGACGCUUCCCUGAAAAUGUAGAAUGUUUAAAAUUCCUUGUUAGAAUAUGUUCUGAUCUGGGUCUUAAAGAAGCUCAGGAGUAUGCUACAAAGUUAAAGAAGGCUGAGAAGACCAAAGAGAUUCGGGAACAGAGGGCCAGUAGUGGAACAAGAAGAGGAAGUGGGCGUGGCCGUAGAGGAGAGGAGACGGAUGAGAGUGGUGGUGGGAGAAAGACUAGCGGCCAUAGGAAAGGUGGCAAGAGACGACCUAACCUGGACGAUGUUGACGACGGCGCCUACCAGAUGUCUGGUAAACAGGAAAUAGGAGAGGAUGUCAAAAACGAUGCAUCCUACAGCGAUCCACUGGGACCCCAAAUGGAAAGACCGAAGACAGCUGCCGUCCGAGGAAUGAAGGCGGAAGAGGACAUGUUCGAUGAAGAAUUGGGAGAGGACAUGUUACCCGGAGUAGAUGAUAUCAGAGUAGAUGAUAUCGCUGUUGGUAUUCUUGUUUGUCUUGGUGUAGAAAAGAUAAAAGAUGCCAAUUGAUUGCUUGUUAGCUUAAUUCCGUCCAGACUUCAGAAUCUCAGAUUACUGUUGACUUUUAAACGCUACCAAACAAAAUGUGAUUUCUAUAUGGACAAUAGUGAUGUAAGAUACAAGCCAUUCUUUCCAACAACAAAAUGGACAAAGUCUGUGAACAAUGUGACAUUGUUACAGUAAUUUUAAGAGUUUCAUUGAAUUGUAUAUAUGAUGUAUUUAUUUAUUAAAUAUUGGUGAACGCAUAUUUGUCAGCUGUGAUACUACAUAUCAGUCAUUAAAUCAUUGUUACAUGUAAACGUGGUCUGUGUUUGUUAUAAACCGUAAAAGGAGCUCUUGUCUAUAUUACUACAUGUAUUACUGUAUAUCCUCACAGAGUUAUUUAUCUCAAUCACAAGUAUAUGUCCAUAGACUACUGCACUCUCUCUUCUUGACAAUCUGAGGGUGGUGUUUUCAAUAUACUCAAGAAAGAAAGGCUCCAGGUUAGAAAUUUGAUCAGUUCUAGAUUGAAAAUUGGCGAACUUGAUUCUGACGUGCCAUUGGCAAGGUGGAAAAAUUACUUGAUUUUGCCCCAAAUAUGCAUGCGCAAUUUCGGCAUGUACUGCUUGCCGUAAAUUCCAGUUGGUUUGGAAGCACCGGCACACAAGAUGGCAAAAUGUUCAACUGCAAAAUUAUAUUAAGUCAGAAGUUAAAGAAUGUCAACUUGUUUUGAGCCUGUCCGGCUAUUUGAGUCAUAUAUAUAGCAAAAUAAGUUGAUUUUAAAUGUUCUACAGCGUUCGAUGAUUACAAUGCUUUUGAAAUAUGUUUAUUGAUGUAUAAAAUAAAUAAAAAUAGAUAUGUUUUGGUCUAUGUCGGCCAUAUUGCAACUGAGCCGCUUUGCUUGAAUGUACAAGCCGGCGGCAAGCUCAAAACCAGUAAACGGCACAAACGGCAAGCUAGAAUCAAGUUCGACAAAUGUCUUUUGUAAUGGAAUAUUUCGCAAAAUUUCUCGCCUGAAAACAAAACAAUCUUGAGUACACCAUAUUUCAUAAGUGUGUUAUGGUGCUGUACAAUUCUGGAUAUUUGUAUCACCGAGGUCACAGACAGGUCACGUAUCUUCCUUCGUCAUGACAAAGUUGAAGAGAAAAUGUAUCAAAAACAAACGUUUCAAAAGAUACUGUACAUCUCUGGAUAAGCACUGUCCCUCUUCGAGUACUAACAGGGUUAGGAAUUUGUUUUAAUUCCUAAAAGACGACUCCCCCAAUUGAUAAAUUUUGAUGCAGUUCUUUGCCGAUCUUCUAAAAAAUUUGGG